AAGGAAUGCGCUGUAAUUUCUCUUUCCAGGGAUCAGUUCGAUGUGUUCGCGAAAACCUUGGAGCGUCUCAGUAUUCCGCUGGUAAUUUUUUCAGCUGGCGUCGGUGACGUCAUUCAGUUAGUGUUGGCACACGACCUCGGCAGGUUGCCGAGUAACAUUCACGUGGUUAGCAAUUUUAUGAACUUUGAUACUGAGGGCAAAAUAUGCGCAUUCAAGCCUCCGCUUUUGCAUACGUUUAACAAGGGAACAGCGGUGAUCAAUGGACAGUCGACGUUUGCGUCCGACCUUCGGCGGCGUCCGAAUGUGCUCUUGCUGGGUGAUAGUCUCGGAGACCUGCACAUGGACUCGGGCCUAGUGAAUGAAGACUGCAUUUUGAAGAUAGGCUUUUUGAACGGAAGAGUACACAGCGACGUAAAUGAAUCGUUUUCACAAUUCGUAAACGGGUACGACAUAGUCAUCAUCGACGACCAAACCUUUGAUGUACCAAACUCGUUGCUGAGCGCGAUCGUUGAAUCUGCCACCAUGUACUGA
Molecule: messenger RNA, 531 nt
Organism: Soboliphyme baturini
Lineage: Eukaryota; Metazoa; Nematoda; Enoplea; Dioctophymatida; Soboliphymatidae
Source: the annotation of a GenBank genome assembly